GGGCGCUACAUUCCAGACGUUCAGACUAUAGGAAUGAAUGCAUGAGGACUUCAACUUGAACUUUUACAUAACCUAACCCACAACCACUGCCUACCUUUCUACGCACUGGGUCUGUUGUUAAGUGCCUUUUAAAAGCGGGACACCUCGCAAUGCGCCAGCUGACUACAGAGGAUCUGAAGACCCUGGAAGUAGAUCUUAAAAACUACUUUCCACAGUCGCUGCAGGUAUAUGGACUCAUUGUCCAACUCAACAGGAAUGUACAGAGAGCUGAUCCUGUUAGUGUGCUUGUUGACCAGUGGCCAGAGUUCAGAGUUUUACUUGUUAAACCAGAGUUCCGUGAGAAGGGAGACCUUUUCAAAGACUUGACUGUGUUUUCAAAAAACGAUGUCUACCUCCGAGACCUGCUGGCACAUUCAGAUGUCAUUGAUUGGAAGAUGUUUAUUUGCUUGGCCGCUGAGCUGCAUCAUGAGAAGAUGCUGGAAGCCGUGGCAAUAAACAGAGGUGUACCUAUGAAGAAAGAAGCUGUGUGCUACAUGUUGGUUCUUCGAGAUCCAUCAAAACUCUUACACGUUGAUAGUAAUUUUAAACAAUAUUGUUUUUUACUAAAUCUUUUUUCUCCUUCCAGGCACUUAGAAAAAUAUGAUGAAGUGUUUGAAAAGCUUAGAAAAUUGGAGGACAGGGUGGCAUCAGAUCAGGAGCUAAAGCUGACAGAAUUGUUGAGAUACUACACAAGGGACAUCCAGGCUGCCAAGGACCUGUUGUAUAGACGUGCACGGGCACUUGCAGAUAACGAGAACUCCAAUAAAGCUCUUGACAAGGCUCGUCUGAAGGGUAAGGACAUCGCACAGGCUGAGGAAAACCAGAAGCAGUGUCUGCAGAAGUUUGACAAGCUCUCCGAGUCUGGCAAGAAAGAGCUCACCAGCUUCAAGGCGAGGCGUGUAGUAGCCUUCCGUAAGAAUUUGAUCGAGAUGACUGAGCUGGAAAUAAAACAUGCCAAG
Messenger RNA from Sinocyclocheilus grahami, 998 nucleotides. RefSeq lists its product as uncharacterized. NCBI's taxonomy places the organism in Eukaryota, Metazoa, Chordata, Actinopteri, Cypriniformes, Cyprinidae. Gene Ontology annotation, molecular function: dynactin binding; phosphatidylinositol binding; glycine N-acyltransferase activity. The transcript has 8 exons. The annotation marks the transcript as partial. Gene Ontology annotation, biological process: retrograde transport, endosome to Golgi; pinocytosis. The record is from RefSeq and is a predicted model, not a curated record. Gene Ontology annotation, cellular component: endosome; mitochondrion.